AUGCCUCGCCCAAAACGGUCGCGGGUCCCUUCAACCCAGGUCGCGAAAGCUCCGUCUCCAGCGCUAGAGGGCGUGGGAAUUGGGGCGGCACCAACACAAACGAUUGAAACUACAAAAGAAAGCUCGGAAAUCAAGAAGACGCGCACGUCGCAACUCACGGAUACUCACGCAGAACAGGCGGCUGCCUUGGAGGACUCGCGGCGCAGGCGAGAUGCUGCAAUGAACCGCUUGGACGAUCUCACCUCGACAUCCACCCCGGGCCCGGCUAACAGCCCUAGCCUCGGCCACAAUGCGAGAGAUGAAACAACUGCUCGGCAGCCCCGGUUGACUGACGUGUCUGGAUUGGAAUUGGAUGAUGACCUCUUUGGCAACCUCGACGAUAGCCUGGACGACACCGAUCAUGGAAUUGAGGAGACACGAACGGGUUAUCGCUCGACUGAUACUUCGUCAUUUAGCGUCGGGAUGUUCAGACGUCGGCCUAGGCAGUCGAGCGUUGCUGGCAGAGACGACGCGCCAAUUCGACCGAGCAGCAGGGGCCAAAUUACGCCAAGCAUUAGCUCUACGCUCAACUUUGGCAACUUUAGGCGACGCGCGAGGGAGCCGAGUAUUCUAGGGACAGGACGAAAGCGUCGCAUGGCGCGAUCUCAAUCGAGGGCGUCACAGACGUCGCGGGCCUCCAGGGCUGCUAGCGUUGCAAAUGACGGCGACGAAUCUGGGCCGGACGGCGAAUCAACCCCGCUCGACCGAACGAGGAGACAGACACAGGCGUUGCUUGCCGCCAAUGGCUCGAGAGAGAACUCUCCCAUCCCAGCAUCCCGCAAGCGCAAAUCCCUGGAAAGCCACGAGGAUGGCCGCGAGAAACGUCCUGCCACCGGCGCCGAUAGUGGUAUGUCGGAACUGGAAGAGAUCCACCAGUCGAUCGAAAUCGAAGUCGAGCGAUCCCCAAGUCCACCACCGCGAGGUCGCGCACUAGAAAGGGAGCGGCCAUCCACUCCCGCUCAGGAAGACGAUCCGGACAUGGCCCCCCCACUCAGCAGUUCUUCCGAGGGCGGUAGUCCUAGGGUUUGGCCGUCGAUGGAUACACUUGCCCACCGUACCUACACGCGUAAGCCGCCAACAAGGUCGAUAAAGACACCAGAGCUGCGCAAGUCGUCCUCAGAACUCUCGUCACCACCGUCACUUACCCACUCGCCGAACUACGCCGCCCCAAGUAAAGCGCCUCCGACAAAGAAGAAGGCCGUCCCACCGCAAAAGAAAGUCACCACAGCCGACCUCACUUCUCUCCUUCCUCGCCGUCGAACCAAGGAAUCGAAUCGUAGCCGCAAUUCGAACGAUCCUUUCGAUAUAGACGCGUCAGAAGACGAACGCCACGACGAGGAGGAUGUUUCUUACGUCAACACGCGGACUGCUAUGCGCAAGAAAGCGCAGCGGCCUUUGGCCAAAUCCACUUCCAAUGGGAAGGGUAAAGCAGUUGAGACUAGUGCGACAAAGGGAAAGAAGCGCUCCGUUCGGACAUACGGCGCGGCCAACGAGGAUAAAGAGAAUGACGAAGUUGAAAAUGAAAUUGUGGUUGCUAGUGGAGAUGAAGCGGCAGUGGACGGCGGGCGAGAGGAAAGCGAGGAGACUCCAACCGAGGAAACCAGCCAGAUGAUGGUCGAACGGAUUGGGGAGGAGCUGCAGAAGGCGGCGAAAAAGUUCAAGGAGGUGGAUAAGUGGCAAUUGUCGUUUGAGGAGGCCGCGCCGAGCUCAUCACCUGGGCCGUUUGCAAGGUGA
This is a messenger RNA of Dichotomopilus funicola, 1773 nucleotides long. RefSeq lists its product as uncharacterized. The transcript has a single exon. Lineage: Eukaryota; Fungi; Ascomycota; Sordariomycetes; Sordariales; Chaetomiaceae. The record is from RefSeq and is a predicted model, not a curated record. Bases 1 to 1773 code for a protein of 590 amino acids.